This is a messenger RNA of Cydia pomonella (codling moth), 5001 nucleotides long. RefSeq names its product cyclin-C (gene CycC). Gene Ontology annotation, cellular component: mediator complex; nucleus. Bases 1448 to 2254 code for a protein of 268 amino acids. Gene Ontology annotation, molecular function: cyclin-dependent protein serine/threonine kinase regulator activity. The record is from RefSeq and is a predicted model, not a curated record. Gene Ontology annotation, biological process: positive regulation of transcription by RNA polymerase II. The transcript has 4 exons. NCBI's taxonomy places the organism in Eukaryota, Metazoa, Arthropoda, Insecta, Lepidoptera, Tortricidae.
GUCGGGCCACGCUCAGUGUAGGGUUCCGUAGUUACUCUUCCGUCACAAUAAGCUAAACUGAAGCUUAAAGUAUAGUAAAUUGUUAACCAAGGGAUGAAACGGUACCUUUCACGCGAGUUAAACAAAUAGGCAAAUUUGCAUAAUCAAUACCUAAUUAAAGUAAGUCUUUUUACUAUGAAGGGGAAACUUUUUGCGAUAACUUAAAAACAGCUAAACUGAUCAUGUCCGCUAUAGUUUUAAUUUAAUGUCUUCCUUAAGCUCUACUUCCAUGAUUUUUUUAUAUUUUUUGGACCUAUGGUUCAAAAGUUAGAGGGGGGGGGACACAUUUUUUUUUCUUUCGGAGCGAUUAUCUCCGAAUAUAUACACUUUAUCAAAAAAUGUUUGUUGAAGACCCCUAUUCGUUUUAAAAGAUCUUUCCAACGAUAACCCACACUGUAGGGUGGAAGCAAAAAAAAAAUUCACCCCCACUUUACGUGUAGGGGAGGUACCCUAAAAAAUAUUAAAUUUUUAGAUUUUAUUGUAUAACUUUGUCGGCUUUAUAGAUUUAUAUAUCCAUGCCGAAUUUCAGCUUUCUAGCACUAACGACCACAGAGCAAAGCCUCGGACAGACAGACAGACAGAUAGACAGACGGACAUGGCGAAACUAUAAGGGUUCCUAGUUGACUACGGAACCCUAAGUAGUUGACUACGGAACCCUAAAAAACGUCACACCAACCGGGCGAUGCAACCAACGAGUGGCUUAGACCCCGGCGCUCGUGCGCGGAAAAUUCAAAUUCACCAACGAUAAUUCAUUGCUUAUUCUCGGUCUCGGCAAGAAUCUCGGCCCAUUUUGGCCGAGUGCCGAGACCGAGAUCUCGGCUCGAUUUUUGGCCGAGAAUGCCGAGACCGAGAUCUCGGUCGGACCUUAUUUAUAUUUAUGGUGCCGCGUAUCCGCAUGUCUAUUUGAUCGUUCAAAACAAAAUCGUUGCAAGUGGGAUCAGCCAUCAUCUGAUUUGACCAGACAAUUUAAUGAGAUUGGGUGUAAAUUGUCUUUUCUGGACUAAAGGGAAACAUGAUAAUCGAAAUUUCGUUAUCUUCCUCUCUAUCUUUCAAAUAUGUAAAUGAUAACCAAUGAUAACGGUCGCCCAUCGCUCAUCGGUGCGUUCGGCACAAAUGUAAACGCGCUUAUGUUUUGACUAUAUGAUCUGGCUGGCUUCACAAUACAUGUCAUUGUCAAAAAAGCAGCGGUGCCAUUGUUGCCGUUUUUACUGUUACUGACAUCUAUUUAUCUAAUAACAGUCGCAAAUAUCGCAAUUUUUUUGCGAGAUAUAAUAUCAAGAUCUUAGUAGGUGUAGCUUCAUUUUACUAUAUAAAAAUAAAAUCAAGAAAAAUAGUAAUAUAAACUAUCAAAAUUCAGUUUUAAUGAAACCCUUCUGUAUUGAAUUUCGUUUACCGCCCUUGUCUUAAAAUGGCAGGCAAUUUCUGGCAAAGUUCGCACCAUCAACAGUGGAUACUUGAUAAACAAGAUUUGAUAAGAGAUCGGCAACAUGAUCUUGCUAUAUUGACGGAAGAAGAGUAUCAGAAAAUAUUUAAUUUUUUCGCUAGCAUAAUACAAAUCCUUGGAGAGCAAUUGAAGCUUCGUCAACAGGUUAUCGCCACGGCGACAGUGUAUUUCAAGAGGUUCUACGCCAAGAAUUCUCUUAAAUGUAUUGAUCCUUUGCUGCUAGCCCCAACAUGUGUAUUCUUAGCGUCCAAAGUAGAAGAGUUUGGCGUAAUAUCGAACUCUCGUCUUAUAACCACUUGCCAAACUGUAAUUAAAAACAAGUUCAACUAUGCAUACGGCCAGCAGGAAUUCCCGUACAGGACAAAUCACAUUUUGGAAUGUGAAUUCUAUUUAUUGGAGAAUCUGGAUUGCUGUCUUAUAGUCUAUCAGCCAUACAGGCCAUUGCUGCUUUUUGUCCAAGAUAUAGGACAAGAUGAUCAACUGCUUACUUAUGCUUGGCGCGUAGUUAACGAUUCACUGAGGACUGACGUCAGCUUGCUUUACCCACCAUACCAGAUUGCAAUUGCAGCUCUUCAUAUUGCCUGCGUAAUGUUAGGAAAAGAGAACCUCAAACCUUGGUUUGCAGAGUUGAAUGUUGACUUGGAUAAGAUACAGGAAAUUGUCAGAUCCAUUAUCAAUUUGUAUGAAAUGUGGAAAAGCUAUGAUGAAAAAAAAGAAAUCCAGAGUUUACUUGGAAAGAUGCCUAAACCAAAGCCAGCUCCACAGAGAUAAUAUCUACAAUAGAUAUAACCAUAUUUAUUAAAUGACUUUAGAUCCACUGAUGAAAGAAACCAGUGAAUUAUGAAAAGUUACUUUGAGUGAAAUGAAAUGAACACUAGUGAUGCACAGUACUUGAGCAGUGAUGGCACAGCUAUUUAGUUUGUUGGAAAAUGUUGCGUUAUUCCUGGUGACAGAUGAGAAUGAAAUUCGCAGUUGCAACCAGUGGAAAUGAAUUGUUGGUAACAGGCAGGAAUAACCCAAAAUGUUGGUAUAAAUAACUUUUACACUAAAUAAGUAUUUUCAGGAGAUGUAUUAGGUUUACUUAGGACAAGUGUUUGACUGAAUCAAAUUAAUCAUGAGAAAAGAUGGAUGUUACAUUUAUGUUUUGUGGAUAGUUCAAUUAAGAUUAGGUAUGCUUGAGUUGGUAGACGGUAUUUUUAAAUCAAUUUUCCAUUGUUUGAACUGUGAGUUGAGACUUAUCAUGUUGCUGGCCCGAUAUUACAGAGUUCUAUGUUUCACUUUUAUCAAACUGAAAUUUGAAUAUUGUCAUAGUGACAUUCAGUUGAAUUUAAACUAUCUUGAAAAUGUAACAUAGAACCCUGUAAUAUUGGGCUAGCAAUGUGUUAAAUUUACAAACUUAUAUUACUACAUAUAUGGUUACAUGUUUGCAUAAACUCUGUUUUUUAGAAAAUUCUAUAAAACUGCAAAUCAAUAUUGGCAUUAUGGACCUUAAAGUAAUUAGCUAUGCAGCAGACAUGUAAUUGGUACUAGAUAUUUAAUCUGGCAGCAUUUUUUAUUUCAUUUAGAAGACAGAUUUAUUUUUGAAUUUUUAUCCAUUAAUAUCUACAUAUGUAGUGUUUAAAUAUGAAAUCCAUUGUACAAAUACACAGCAUGAGCUACUGACUACAAAAAGUCAUACAUAGAAUACUGCUGUAUAUAACUUUAAAUAAAUAUCUAACAUGAUAUACUUAUUUCUAUCAAAUAGCUUUUAGUAAAAUAUUUUUUACUAAAAGCUAAUUGAUACAGUUUUAAUAUUGGUGUAAAUCUAGAAUCCAUUGAUAUAAAAAUUGCACUUAGAUUAUGUAAUGAGUUAGUAAUGAUCAUAUUUUUAUAUUAAAUUUAAGUAAUUAUUCAAUUCACUUUUUUUGUGAUGUUAUCUGCCACAUUUUAGUAUGAUUUAAUUGACCUGUACAAGAUAAUAGUAGCCAAAUGUUUCUGAUUGUGAAUUAGAGUAAAAAAUAAUAUAUAAUUGUAUUAGUAGUAUAACUUUAAAGAUAUCCUUUCAAGUUGUAUUUUUAAUUCAAUCAAUUGAUAAGUGGAGUUAGUCUCAAAUUAUGCAGUAUAAUAAUGUUGACGACCGGUCUAGCCUAGUGGGUAGACUGGGUAGUGACCCUGCCUACGACGCCGAUGGUCCCGGGUUCAAAUCCUGGUAAGGGCAUUUAUUCGUGUGACGAGCAUGGAUGUUUGUUCCUGAAUCAUGGUUGUUUUCCUGUAUAUAUUUAAGUAUUUAUAAAUGUUUAUAUAUUAUAUAUAUUGUUGUCUAAGUAUCCUCAACACAAGCCUUAUUGAGCUUACUGUGGACCUUAGUCAAUUUGUGUAAUAAUGUCCUAUAUUAUUUAUUUAUUAAUUUUAUUAUAAUUAAUAUCGGUUAUAUAGGAUUAUUUUAAUCAACCUAAAUUGUCCCUGUAGCUGUUUGAUUCAUAUUCUUUUUUAAUCUUAUGCAAUACUUACUAUUGUAAUAGUGUACUGCCAACUCAGCCUGGCUAAGCCAAAUAGCGGUAAUUUUAUUUUUAAAAGUGAUAUAUUCUCACUCGAGUUAGACACAUAAGGAAUUUCACACUGUGCACUGCGACCGUGAAGAUGAAGCUGUGACCGUGACUUGUACACCAAUAACUAUAUCUUAUUUAUUGUAAAUCUAUUCUUCUAAGUUCCAGAAGGUUUAGUUUUGUUUUUAAAUUUAUAAUUAUAACCUAGACUUAUUUAAUAAAAGUUAGUUUUGGAAUAAGGCCUUUAUAAAAGUACUUCUGGGACUUAGAAAUACAUGCCUAAUAGCACAUAUAAUAACUAUAAAAGGUACUCAUAAGGCACUUUUAUCAUUACACAUUCUAUUGAAAUUCGUUGUUCACAAACCAUAUAGUUGUAUAAAAUCUAAAUUCAGUUUGUUAUUUCUGUAAGCAAAAAUUUAUCUAAAAAAUUACAAGCGGCCUAUUCAGCUCUACAAAGUGAAAGAUCACAAUAAAUUAACUAAUGUACUAGUAACUUAUCUCCCUUUUUUUACGAUUUACACUAAAGUGUCUCUUCACAAGUCAAAUGGGUUCCCAGGCAUCGUGCAAUAAGCAAACGUAAACAGAUGCACGUUUAACAUUGAUCACAGAUAGUUUCUCUUCUCUUAAGAAUGUAUCUCCAAAAAUGGUUAUAUUCCUAUCUAGCGCCGCCCCACCGCUGAUGCCCCAAGCGGUGGUUGCGCCCUUUGGGCAAUAUUCAUUCCCGAAUGUGCAUCGCGGGGACAGAUGGGAAUAGUUACAUUCCCAUUUUCAUAAUGUAAUUAUAUGUUGUCACUUCAAUAUGGAAUCGAUGUGUUGGCGUCGUUGGCGAGGGUAGCAAAAAUAAAUAGUUUUGAUCAUCCAAAGAAUCGAAACUGACUAUGACUGAGGAUGUUCCUAUUGAUAUGACUAGGUAUAUUAACAUCAACUUAAAUGUAUUAACUGCAUGAUAUUUCUAAGACAGCCAUGUUUAUUUAAAUAAAUGAAUUUUUCAUC